AAGCAUUACUUAGCCUUAAUGGAAAUCUUAUCCCUUCUACGACGCUAAAUGGAGCUUUCUUCACUCCCCACUUUCAAACCUGUUUCCAAUGCUUCCUUAUUCACUUUCACUUCGAAUCAACUUCGGUGUCGAUGCUCUCUUUCUCUUCGUCGCAGUGAUUAUGGCUUCCGUCGGACUCGCAAUUCAAAACCAUUUCUGCAGAUCAGGAUGUGCUCGGAGAAAAGUUCGUCGUCGAACGGUUACGGCGGAACCGAUAGCGCAGUAACAAAUUCCGAUUUCGUCGAAGUGAUUGGCAUUGGCUGUAGGAAGGACGCGGUUAUUGAUUUCUGCUUGAAUUCUCCAUUUCAGUUGUCUUCGCUGCGGUUUUGGAAUGUCAUUGUGAAAGAUACAGAAGAGGUGCAAUUACAACAAAGGUCAACUAAAGAAGAACCUUGCCCAGGAAUCGUCGAAGCUCCAGUAUUUCUGAAGUCGUGCUCAAAGACCAUUGUCCUUGUGGCUAGUGCAGGAUAUGGAUCAGACCACACUUUCGCUGUUGAUAUUUUUGAAACUGUAAGGUCCACAAAUGGACUAACAGUUGCUGUAGUUUUGAAGCCUUUUAGCUUUGAAGGGUUAAGACGGAAAGAUGAGGUAAAAGCUUUGAUGGGGAAACUUAAGGAGAAUACUAAUUUACUUAUCGAAAUUGAUAUUGAUGCACUUCUCAAAAAAGACUUGUUGACUCUAGAUGAGGCUAUGAAGACUGCAAAUGAUGCUGUUUUGCUAGCUAUUAAGGCCAUAUCUGUUCUAAAAUCUGAAAUGCACAUAAAAUUCAUAGAUAGAUUGCAUAAUAGCAUGAAAGAAGCCUGCAACUCAGAAAUUAUUAAAAUAUUGGAAUGCUAUAAAGAAGCCAGAAUUGGAUUUGGGGCUGCUUACAAUAUCAAAACUUCAAUUUUGAAGUCUAUAUUUGAUUGUCCUUUCCUGGGUGUUUCUUUGAAGGAUCCAAAUUGUGUAGUUAUAUGCAUUAUUGCGUGUUCUGAACCGAUCAAUGAUAGUGAUAUAGCAGUCUUUCUGCGUACUUUCCGUCAAACAACAGAAUACACGAGGGAUAUUAUAAUAUCAACAGUACUUGAGCCUCAUGUCGAGCCCAACCUACUGAUAACUACUGUGCUUACACUUGGCAGCUUAACUGUGCAACAAGCUUCCCAGAAUGGUGGUAUACUAUCCAAACUUGCCCUGCAUUUUCCUCAUGUUUUUAGCUUUUGGGGAAGACAUAGUCAGCAACAAAUUGGCUCUGGGAAAGAGGAUGCAGUAUCUUCUCAUGAAACGAGUUCUUACGACAUUGAUGAGGGGGAAAAUAGGGUUACUCCUAGUAUUAUAGAUGACAGAUUUGGCAAAUACUAUGCAGAGUUGGAGCCAGACACGAGCAACAACAGCUCAAAGUUGUCAACUUCAAGGGAUUUUGAAAAAAAUGAAGAUUUAUUUGACACCAUAUCCAAUUGUCCUAUCGUUUAUGAAUCCAUUAAUGAUGAAGGUGACUCUGCUUUUCAGAGGGAACAACUUGAAAACUGGAAUCUGGGCCCUGGAUUUGAAGUGGCAAAAGAGUGGGCCCAAGAAAGGGCAGCUGAUGCUACACCUGUAGUUGAUAAUGUAGGCAUAUUCCACCUUCCUGUUGGUGUGAGGCCUUCAGAAGAGUUGAAAGACUGUUUAGAAAUCUCAUAUACGUCGAAAAGGCAUGAGUCAGAAACUAAUAAUGAUGUGAAAAUACCAACAAUAAAUGGAGGUACAUCUCCUUGGAGUGCAGUGACUGAUGUAGGUGUGGACGCAGUGAUAGAAUUUACGUCUUCCCUUUUGAAGGGAAAGCAUGCUAACAGUAAUAAACCAAAGAAGCAUGGAGUUCUGUCUGUUCGUGCUGCAUCUAUGCUGGAGGGAGAACGCGAUGUGUCAAAAAAGUGGAGUCCUGUUGUGGAAAUGCAAUAUAGGGGAGGAAGAUACAAGGGACGAUGCCAAGGUGGUCUGCCAGAAGGGAAGGGGCGUCUCGUUCUUGGAGAUGGAAGUAUCUAUGAUGGUUUGUGGCACAGUGGCAAGAGAUCAGGUCCAGGAACAUUCUAUUUCAAGAAUGGAGAUAUGUUUCAAGGCUCGUGGAGGGAUGAUGUCAUGCAUGGCAAGGGUUGGUUUUAUUUUCACACCGGUGAUCGGUGGUUUGCAAACUUCUGGAAGGGAAAGGCUAAUGGAGAGGGGCGGUUCUACACCAAGUAUGGCGAUGCCUUCUUCGGCAAUUUCAAAGACGGAUGGCGGCAUGGCCAAUUUUUGUGUGUGAAUACAAAUGGAACGAGGUACACCGAAAUUUGGGAACACGGUGUUCUUUUAGACAGCAGACGUUUAGACAGAUGAUUGAGCUUGUGUUCUUUUAGACAGCAGGCGUUUAGACAGAUGAUUGAGCUUGUGUUCUUUUAGACAGCAAGCGUUUGGACAGAUGACUGAGCUGGAUAAAUGUGGUACAGAAAAUUGUGAUUAUUACUGUGAAUCUUAGUCUUGUUUCUUUUUUUUUUUUUAAUCUUUUUUGUCAUACUUCUCUUUUUAUGUUGUAUGAUAGAUGUCUUUUUAUGUAUAAAGAAGACAACGAAGUUUGAAUCUAGGAUGUCGUGCAUAUUAUCUAAGCUUCUUGCGACUAAACUAAUCCUAAUGGCUUUGUAUAAUAGUUAUUUAUUGUGGGUGCAUGUUUUAUUCUAUUUUAUUUUUACCAUUAA
Molecule: messenger RNA, 2723 nt
Organism: Cicer arietinum (chickpea)
Lineage: Eukaryota; Viridiplantae; Streptophyta; Magnoliopsida; Fabales; Fabaceae
Product: protein ACCUMULATION AND REPLICATION OF CHLOROPLASTS 3, chloroplastic
Biological process (GO): chloroplast fission
Cellular component (GO): cytosol; chloroplast outer membrane
Molecular function (GO): GTP binding
Source: RefSeq, a predicted model, not a curated record